AUGUCCUUCAUCAACGAGGCCUUCAUUGCCAACUUGGCUCGUGCUGUCCAUCCACAGUCACCCAGUCCAUUCUCCUUUGAUGCCGGCAAUGGCCUGGUUUUUGACCCGUUCCAAGUUGCCCAAAGAAAAGCCUCUGUCAACACCACGCCUCCCCUGAAAGCCUCUCCUCGGAGCACCUCUUCCUACCAGACAUCAACCCUUCACACCUCUCCAUAUGGAACAUCUGCUUGUCCCACACCGUCGACUGGUACAGCUUCUGUUGCCACAUCUCCUUAUACAUCACCUUUCCAGGGAACAUCUCCCCACCUCACCCCCCCUUACAGCAACACUCACCUAACCCAGACAAAGGGCCAGAUGAAGCAGAGUGGUGCGGGCGGAUUCCUCAACGGUAAAAGCCAUGGCUUCAACUUUCAUUUGGGUAAUUUACCCUCGUAUCCCGACCAGAGCAUGAGCCGCCAUCCUGGUUCAGGCCAUGAGAAUCCCGGCUGUACUCCUGGUAACGCCAAGAAUCUAGAUGGCCUUGGAGUCCAUGAUGACCAUAGAAAUAACAGAGAAUUGCGCCGUCUUGCAGAAUUUCAGAACUGGGUUUUGGGUCUGGACAUUUCCACAAUGCUACGCACCGCGGAACAGGCAGGGUUUCCACUUGACCUAGGCUUCAAGUCAAACUCGAGCAAUCAUGGCCGGAUGAAGAGCACUGAAGGCCAAGGCAUGAGCACCACCGCCUUGACCAGCACUCCUCGUGGGCAUUCUGCUGAGAACAAUACAGCCACCCUUCACAACUUCUUCGCCAAAAGUCUCCCUUUUCGUCCCGCCAUUGCCUCCAAGAGGAAAUGCGACGACAGAAGCGCCGACAAAGAUGCCAUCUGGAAAACAAGAUCGGACGCGAUUGCCGUGCCCUCAUUAAGUGGCGCCACGCCUGUGGCCUUCACACCUGUACGAGCUGUUGGAAUUCUGCCGUCUUCAUCAAGCAGACUCUUUGCAGGCAGUGCCAAGACCAGGACGAGGAUGGAAAGAGGAGGCGUGCUGCUGCCGCUGCUGGUGGGCAGGCACGUCGGUUUACUUGCUCACUAA
This is a messenger RNA of Neurospora crassa OR74A, 1071 nucleotides long. RefSeq lists its product as hypothetical. The record is from RefSeq and is a predicted model, not a curated record. The transcript is spliced from 3 exons. The coding region runs from base 1 to 1071 and encodes 356 amino acids. Lineage: Eukaryota; Fungi; Ascomycota; Sordariomycetes; Sordariales; Sordariaceae.